This is a messenger RNA of Talpa occidentalis (Iberian mole), 4454 nucleotides long. It is a transcript of the gene PARG, whose product is annotated as poly(ADP-ribose) glycohydrolase. Gene Ontology annotation, biological process: carbohydrate metabolic process; regulation of DNA repair; nucleotide-sugar metabolic process. Gene Ontology annotation, molecular function: poly(ADP-ribose) glycohydrolase activity. The record is from RefSeq and is a predicted model, not a curated record. The coding region runs from base 282 to 3212 and encodes 976 amino acids. The transcript is spliced from 18 exons. Gene Ontology annotation, cellular component: nucleus; cytoplasm. Lineage: Eukaryota; Metazoa; Chordata; Mammalia; Eulipotyphla; Talpidae.
CGCGCUUGACGGCAGCUUUCCGGUGGUGGGAAAGUGAACGAAGCCAGAAUCAAAGCGGCGCAACCUCAGGCAGGUGGGCUGCCUGUGGAAGAGGGAAGGAAGGCGGCUGGCUCGGGCCUGGCUCGGAGGCCAGCGGAGCAGCAUCUGCAGGAGCAGGCAGCGGCAGAGAGGGAAUGGUGCCCGGAGGCGCCAAGGAGGAGGCGCGGUCCGUCCCUCUCAGGGUUAGUGAAUGAGGCUCUCCGUCCGGGCCGGCCCGGGCACUGUGCGCUGCGGGUCUCAGCAUGAGUGCGGGCCCCGGCUGUGAGCCCUGCACCAAGCGACCCCGCUGGGGCGCCGCUGCGACUUCGCCUGCCGCCUCGGACUCCCGGAGCUUCCCCGGCAGGCAGAGGCGCGUCCUCGACCCCAAGGACGCUCCCGUGCAGUUCAGGGUCCCACGGUCCUCAGCAGGCUGCAUCCCGGGGCGGGCGGGACCGCACCGAGGCAGCGCCACCUCGCUUGUUUUCAAACAAAAGACUAUUACCAGUUGGAUGGACACUAAAGGAAUCAAGACAACUGAGUCAGAAAGUUUGCAUAGUAAAGAAAACAACAAUACAAGAGUAGAAUCUAUGAUGAGUUCUGUACAAAAAGAUAACUUUUAUCAACAUAACAUGGAAAAAUUAGAAAAUGUUUCUCAGCUAAGUCUUGAUAAAUCACCAGUUGAAAAAGGUACACAGUAUUUGAACCAGCAUCAGACUACAGCUAUGUGUAAGUGGCAAAAUGAAGAGAAACAUACAGAACAGCUUUUGGAAAGUGAACCUCCAGUAGUAACUCUGGUACCAGAGCAGUUCAGUAAUGCUAAUGUUGAUCAGUCACCCCAAAAUGAUGAGCACAGUGACACAGACAGUGAAGAAAGCAGAGAUAAUCAACAGUUUUUGAUACCUGUAAAGCUUGCUAAUGCAAAGCAGGCUACGGAAGAUGAACAGGCCAGAGAAACCAGAAGUCACCAGAAAUGCAGCAAGCCUUGCCAUCUUGUUGAAGACUGUGCAGAUUGUCAGCCAGAAGAGACAGAUGUGGUGCCAGAGAGUCCUUUGUCAGACAUUGGGUCUGAGGAUGUUGCUACUGGACUGAAAAAUGCUAACAAAUUGAGUAGACAAGAAAGUAAUACAGGAAAUUCUCCUCCUUUUGAGAAAGAAAGUGAACCCGAGUCACCAAUGGAUGUAGAUAAUUCCAAAAAUAGUUGUCAGGACUCAGAAGCAGAUGAAGAGACAAGUCCAGGUUUUGAUGAACAAGAAGAUAGCAAUUCUUCCCAGACAGCAAAUAAAUCUUUGAGAUUCCAAGCAAGAGAAACUGACAAUGAAUUGAGGAAACGAUCUUCUGCUAAGGGAAGUGAAAUUAGAUUACAUUUCCAAUUUGAAGGAGGAGAGAGUCGAACUGGUAUAAAUGAUUUAAAUGCCAGACUGCCUGGAAGUACUUCAAGUCUGAAUGUAGAAUGCAGAAUUUCCAAACAACAUGGGAAAAAGGAUUCUAAAAUCACAGAUCAUUUCAUGAGAAUACCCAAAGUAGAGGACAAAAGAAAAGAACAAUGUGAAAUCAAACAUCAAAGAACAGAAAGGAAGAUCCCUAAAUACGUUCCACCUCACCUUUCUCCAGAUAAGAAAUGGCUUGGAACUCCUAUUGAAGAAAUGAGAAGAAUGCCUCGGUGUGGAAUUCGGCUGCCUCUCUUGAGACCAUCUGCUAAUCACACAGUAACUAUUCGGGUAGACCUUUUGCGAGCAGGAGAAGUUCCUAAACCUUUUCCAACACAUUUUAAGGAUUUGUGGGACAACAAGCAUGUAAAGAUGCCUUGUUCAGAGCAAAACUUGUACCCUGUGGAAGAUGAAAAUGGUGAGCGAACUGCAGGGAGCCGCUGGGAGCUGAUUCAAACUGCACUUCUCAACAAGUUAACAAGACCCCAAAACCUGAAGGAUGCUAUUCUGAAAUACAAUGUGGCAUAUUCUAAGAAAUGGGACUUUACAGCUUUGGUUGAUUUCUCAGAUAAGGUUCUUGAAGAAGCAGAAGCUCAACAUUUAUAUCAGUCCAUUUUGCCUGAUAUGGUGAAAAUUGCACUCUGUCUGCCAGAUAUUUGCACACAGCCAAUACCACUCCUGAAGCAGAAGAUGAAUCAUUCCAUCACAAUGUCACAGGAACAGAUCGCCAGUCUUUUAGCUAAUGCUUUCUUCUGCACAUUUCCACGGCGAAAUGCUAAAAUGAAAUCGGAGUAUUCUAGUUAUCCAGACAUUAACUUCAAUCGAUUGUUUGAAGGACGUUCAUCAAGGAAACCAGAGAAGCUUAAAACACUCUUCUGCUACUUUCGAAGAGUCACAGAGAAAAAACCUACUGGGUUGGUGACAUUUACACGACAGAGUCUUGAAGAUUUUCCAGAGUGGGAAAGAUGUGAAAAACCUCUGACUCGAUUACAUGUCACUUAUGAAGGUACUAUAGAAGGAAAUGGUCAAGGCAUGCUACAGGUGGACUUUGCAAACCGUUUUGUUGGUGGUGGUGUAACCAGUGCAGGACUUGUACAAGAAGAAAUCCGCUUUUUGAUCAAUCCUGAAUUGAUUGUUUCACGACUCUUCACUGAAGUGCUGGAUCACAAUGAGUGUCUUAUCAUCACAGGUACUGAACAGUACAGUGAAUACACAGGCUAUGCUGAAACAUAUCGUUGGGCUCGGAGCCAUGAAGACAAGAGUGAAAGGGAUGACUGGCAGCGGCGCGGCACUGAAAUCGUCGCCAUUGAUGCUCUUCACUUCAGACGCUACCUCGACCAGUUUGUGCCUGAGAAAAUCAGACGCGAGCUCAACAAGGCUUACUGUGGAUUUCUCCGUCCUGGAGUUUCUUCAGAAAAUCUUUCUGCAGUGGCCACAGGAAAUUGGGGCUGUGGUGCUUUUGGGGGUGAUGCUAGAUUAAAAGCCUUAAUACAGAUACUGGCAGCUGCGGCAGCUGAGCGAGAUGUGGUUUAUUUCACCUUUGGGGAUUCAGAAUUGAUGAGAGACAUUUACAGCAUGCACACUUUCCUUACUGAAAGAAAACUGACUGUUGGAGAAGUGUAUAAGCUGCUGCUACGAUAUUACAAUGAAGAAUGUAGAAACUGUUCUACCCCCGGUCCGGACAUCAAGCUUUAUCCAUUCAUCUACCAUGCUGUUGAGUCUUGUGCAGAGGCCACCAGUCAGCCAGGACAUAGGACUGGGACCUGAAGAAUGGAGUAAAAUGGUGAUACCUUCUACCCAUCACCAGAGACUUCCUGUUUGAAUUGUCAGGUGUAAUAUAUGAACUGACUCAGUAUAAAUGUGUAUAUAGUCCACGUUUGUAGGCAAAGAUGCAAAUCCCUUUACACACAUACAAUUGUGAGUUUGUAUGUCUAAACCCCCACCAUCUUGACUAAUUUAGAUCUAUUUUGCUUCCAUUUUCUUUUAUGUUAGUUACCAUUCUUUGGAUUUUUCUUUCACGGAUCAAAUUUCUGGUGAAAUCCCAUGAAAGAUUAUGCUCAGCCUGUGAGGUCUCUUUUUUUUUUGAUAACUGUAUAUUAUACAAAAUGCUUUUGCAGCUGGUAGAUGCUGGUGAUGCCAGGGAAGAAGUUGAAAUCCAAGAAUCUGUUUAACUUGGUCUUCUGAAGAUCUCCCUAUGAACCUUUCACCUCAACUCUUGUUAUGAUUACAUUGUUUGAGUUUUGAAUUUUGAAAAUUAAGAGUUGGUCCUUUUCCCCGCCCAUGUUUUGUUUCUUAAUGCAAAUCUCAUAGGUUAAAAGUGCUGUUUACUUAAGACAAACUAAUUUCUAAAAAUAAUUCUUUGAGACAUCGCCUUUAUCUAUAAUGGAUUGUCUGUCCUUUCUCCCUCCUUUCCCCCCCCAUCAGUUUUUAUUUAUACUGCUUUUGGAAACUAACCAAGAUAGAUGAAAAAGUAGGCUAAAAGUUAAUUUACCCUUAUGACUGGGGGGGGGGGGAAAGAAUCAAAACGGUUGAAGGAUAUUUUUUUGUUUUUGAGGAUUAUUUUUUUCUUUUUAAAUUAGAAUUAUUGUUUGUUCCCUGGUGCUUGAAGCAUAUUCAUAUAACCAAAGUUUGGGAACUGAGAAAUUCAUGUUGAUACGAUGUUUCUCUGGUAUUCGAAGGUUACUAUAAAGUUAUGUAAUUAAUAAAUUUUCAUUAACAUAUCAUUUGUCAGAAACUUCCAUAUCUAUAUUGCGUGUGUGUAUAUAUAUACAUAUAUAUAUACCUAUGUGUUUUUUAAGUAUGUCUAUGUGCAAGCACAUAAAUCUAAAUAAAACUGGAGUUGUGGAAAAUCAUUAGGCUUAGGCUUUGUCAGGGGCUCUGCCUUUGAAUCCUUUAUUUACAAUUGUGUCCACUUAAAACAUAAAUAAUAAUGUCUUUCAUAGGUUAAAGUAAAAAAAUCAAAACCAUGUCUGUGUUGAGAGCAGAGCUUAGUCAUUAAAGCACUUAUUC